This is a messenger RNA of Saccharomyces paradoxus, 3255 nucleotides long. RefSeq names its product DNA-dependent ATPase RAD26 (gene RAD26). Lineage: Eukaryota; Fungi; Ascomycota; Saccharomycetes; Saccharomycetales; Saccharomycetaceae. The transcript has a single exon. Bases 1 to 3255 code for a protein of 1084 amino acids. The record is from RefSeq and is a predicted model, not a curated record. Gene Ontology annotation, molecular function: ATP binding; ATP-dependent chromatin remodeler activity. Gene Ontology annotation, cellular component: nucleus. Gene Ontology annotation, biological process: transcription-coupled nucleotide-excision repair.
AUGGCAGAUAAAGUGCAGCGAGACGGUACAAAACUUGAGAACGAUGAGUCGCUAAGGGAUUUGGGAGUUAACGUGCUCUCCCAGAGCAGUUUGGAGGAAAGAAUAGCUAAUGACGUAACCAACUUCAGUAACCUACAAUCACUGCAGCAAGAGGAGACUCGUUUAGAACGCAGUAAGACUGCUCUACAGCGUUAUGUCAGCAAGAAGAAUCUUCUCACCAGGAAGUUGAACAAUGCCACUAGGAUAUCUGUUAAGCAGAACCUCCGAGACCAGAUCAAAAACUUACAAUCUAGUGAUAUCGAACGGGUCCUAAGAGACAUAGAAGACAUCCAAUCAAGGAUCAAAGAGCUGAAAGGGCAGAUAAAUCAAGGUGCUGAAAACAGAGCUUCCAAAGAGGGAUUUCAGAGACCCGGUGAGAGCGAGAAGGAGUUUUUGAUCAGAACUGGUAAGAUCACUGCAUUUGGACACAAGGCUGGUUUUAGCUUAGAUACUGCAAACACAGAGUAUGUAGAUGAUGAGGAGCAGAAGGAUAAGGAUUUUGAAGUGGCGACAGAGCAAAUGGUAGAAAACCUAACUGAUGACGAUGAUAACCUCAGCGAUCAAGACUUUCAAAUGAGUGGUAGAGAAAGUGGGGACGAUGAUGAAGAAGAAAAUGACGAUGAAAUUCUCGAAGACCUGGAGGAUCUGCAGUCCAAAGAUCAACCUAGUGAGGCAAAGGAUGAUGGGGAUGAGUCAUAUUACCAAGCAAGGUUGAAAAGGUGGAUACAACAACGUUCUGCUGGCAGUCAAAGGAGGCCAGGGUUGCCGGAAUGGCGAAGACCUCAUCCUAAUAUCCCCGACGCAAAACUUAAUAGCAAAUUCAAAAUACCCGGUGAAAUAUACUCGCUAUUGUUUAAUUAUCAAAAGACGUGUGUGCAGUGGCUCUAUGAGCUUUACCAGCAAAACUGUGGCGGUAUUAUUGGUGACGAAAUGGGUCUAGGGAAAACAAUUCAGAUUAUCGCAUUUAUCGCAGCGUUGCAUCAUUCAGGUUUAUUGACAGGUCCCGUAUUGAUUGUCUGUCCUGCAACUGUGAUGAAGCAAUGGUGUAAUGAAUUACAUCAUUGGUGGCCUCCACUGAGGGCGGUCAUAUUACACUCCAUGGGCUCAGGGAUGGCUUCUAACCAAAAAUUCAAGAUGGAUGAAAAUGACCUAGAGAAUAUGAUAAUGAAUUCAAAACCAACCGAUUUUUCGUACGAGGAUUGGAAGAACUCAUCAAGGACGAAGAAGGCUUUGGAAUCAAGCUACCAUUUAGAUAAGUUAAUAGAUAAAGUUGUUACUGACGGGCACAUUUUAAUCACUACCUAUGUUGGGUUAAGAAUACAUUCAGAUAAGCUACUGAAAGUGAAAUGGCAGUAUGCUGUUUUAGAUGAGGGACAUAAGAUUAGAAACCCAGAUUCAGAGAUUUCAUUGACUUGUAAAAAAUUAAAGACACAUAAUAGGAUUAUUCUUUCAGGAACACCAAUACAGAAUAAUUUAACCGAACUUUGGUCGCUCUUUGAUUUCAUUUUCCCUGGUAAAUUAGGAACUCUGCCCGUAUUUCAACAGCAGUUUGUCAUACCUAUAAAUGUGGGUGGUUAUGCAAAUGCAACGAACAUACAAGUUCAGACAGGCUACAAAUGUGCUGUUGCGUUGCGUGACUUGAUUUCGCCGUAUUUGCUACGUCGUGUGAAAGCUGAUGUUGCUAAAGAUCUGCCACAAAAGAAGGAAAUGGUUCUUUUUUGUAAACUCACGAAAUACCAAAGAAGCAAAUAUUUGGAGUUUUUACAUUCUUCAGAUCUGAAUCAAAUUCAAAAUGGUAAGAGAAAUGUUCUAUUUGGUAUCGAUAUUUUAAGGAAAAUAUGCAAUCACCCCGAUUUACUUGACAGAGAGACAAAGAGACAUGAUUCAAGCUACGGUGAUCCCAAAAGAUCCGGAAAGAUGCAGGUUGUCAAGCAAUUAUUAUUACUGUGGCAUAACCAGGGCUAUAAAGCCCUACUCUUCACUCAAUCGAGACAAAUGCUGGAUAUUCUAGAAGAAUUUAUAUCAAUGAAGGACCCCGAUUUAUCACAUCUGAAGUACUUGCGAAUGGAUGGAACAACGAACAUCAAAGGGAGGCAAUCGUUGGUCGAUCGCUUUAAUAACGAAUCUUUCGAUGUAUUCUUACUAACCACAAGAGUUGGGGGGCUAGGUGUUAAUUUAACUGGUGCUAAUAGAAUUAUCAUUUUUGAUCCAGACUGGAACCCAUCUACUGAUAUGCAAGCCAGAGAAAGAGCAUGGAGGAUUGGGCAGAAAAGAGAGGUAUCAAUAUAUAGAUUGAUGGUGGGAGGCUCAAUAGAGGAGAAAAUUUAUCAUAGGCAAAUAUUCAAACAAUUUUUAACCAAUAGAAUUUUGACAGAUCCUAAGCAAAAGCGAUUUUUUAAAAUUCACGAGCUCCAUGAUUUAUUUUCACUUGGUGGUGAAAACGGCUACUCCACAGAAGAAUUGAACGAAGAAGUUCAAAAACAUACUGAAAAUCUAAAAAAUUCUAAAUCACAGGAAAGUGAUGAUUUUGAGCAACUGGUCAACUUAUCUGGCGUCUCUAAGCUAGAAAGCUUUUAUAGCGGUAAGGAGAAAAAAGAAAAUAGCAAGUCAGAGGAUGAUAGAUUAAUCGAAGGGUUGCUAGGAGGAGAGAGUAAUUUAGAAACCGUUAUGAGUCAUGAUUCGGUUGUCAAUUCGCACGCAAGCAGCUCUUCUUCAAAUAUAAUUACAAAAGAAGCGUCUCGGGUGGCUAACGAUGCGAUAAAUGCAUUAAGGAAAUCGAGGAAAAAAAUUACCAAGCGGUAUGAAAUUGGGACACCUACUUGGACCGGAAGAUUUGGUAAAGCAGGUAAAAUCAGAAAGAGAGAUCCGUUGAAAAACAGAUUGACCGGAUCAGCUGCCAUUUUAGGCAAUAUUACAAAGUCACAAAGGGAGGCAUCUAGGGAAGCUCAUCAAGAAAACUACGACGAUGACGUUAACUUUACAAGUUCCAGCGAACUUAAUUCCAAUACCAAGAUGCUAGAAAAUAUUCGGAGAUAUUUGCAGCAACAAAAUAACUUCUUCUCAUCCAGUGUUAGCAUACUUAACAGCAUUGGUGUCAACCUUUCUGAUAAAGAAGAUGUUAUCAAAGUUAGAGCGCUAUUAAAAACCAUAGCGCAGUUUGAUAAGGAGCGUAGGGGGUGGGUACUCGAUGAAGAAUUUAGGAAUAACAAUGUUUGA